CUCAGUUUGCUCUCGCUUCUCCGGCAGUGAUGUGUAGCUACAGAGCUUCUGCGCUUCUGCUGCCACUUUUCCUGCUUUCUGUUGGACUGAAGGCGACAUUAGCACGCUCUGUAGAGUACGAGACAGAUGUAGUAGUGCCCUCUAAACUGCAGCAGGAGCAGGUGGAACUGAUUUGGGAAACAUCCCGGUGGAGCAGAGGGCGCAGGAGGCGCUCCGAGUCCCAGCAUGGUCACCUGUUCGUGUCAUUGCCUGCUUUUAGCCGAGAGCUUUACCUGGAGCUCCAGAAGGAUGAGGCUUUUCUCGCUGAGGCCUUCAUGGUCGAGGAGAGAAGGCCGAAAGAGAACGUCCAGUACGAACCAGCUUUUAAAGGACGGGUCUGUUUCUACACUGGCACUGUUUUCAAUCAUACAGACUCGUUUGCCUCGCUGGAUACUUGCGGCGGCCUGACUGGCCUGGUUCAAAUGGGAGAUGAGACUCUUUUUAUAAAGCCCGUGCACAAGGGACUCGAGUCUUUCUCUGGUGGUGAGCACAAAGUCGUCAGACAAAAGCGUUCUUCUGACACACCGUCUGCACACGGCAGCCCAAAACACUGCCAAAUCGUCCAAGGGAAGCGUAAGGAUCGGCGUUCCAAAAGCGCAGAGGAUGCCCGUGGGAGGAGAAAUGCCAUCAGGAUGAGCGGCGAUUACACUGUAGAGACGGUGAUGGUGGCCGACGCAGACAUGGUGCAGUACCACGGAGCCGAGGCAGCACAGCGCUUUCUCCUUACUGUGAUGAACAUGGUAUAUAACAUGUUUCAGCACCAGAGUCUGGGAGUAAAGCUGAACGUUCGACUCACCAAACUUGUCCUACUGCACUCCCGCCCAAAGAGGCUGAAGGUCGGCCAUCACGGAGAGAAAACACUUGAGAGCUUCUGCCAUUGGCAGCAUGAAGAAUUCGGAGGGGCUCGAUAUUUAGGAAAUAAUCAUGUCCCAGGAGGCAGAGAUGAUCCACCACCCAUAGACAUCGCAGUUCUGGUCACAAGGACAGAUUUUUGUGUCCACAAAGAUGAACCUUGUGACACUGUUGGUAUUGCCUAUUUAGGAGGUACAUGCAGCGCAAAGAGGAAGUGUGUAGUAGCCGAGGACAACGGCCUCAACCUGGCCUUUACCAUUGCCCAUGAGCUCGGACACAGCAUGGGCAUGAACCAUGACGAUGACCAUGCUGCUUGUACAGGCCACUCGCACAUCAUGUCAGGAGAGUGGGUCAAAGGUCGUAACCCUAGUGAUCUUUCCUGGUCCACCUGCAGCCGUGACGACCUGGAAAACUUCCUCAGGUCGAAGGCAAGUUCGUGUCUGUUGCACACAGACCCACGGAGCCGAUACCUGGUGCGUCUCCCCGCAAAGCUUCCUGGCAUGCACUACAGUGCAGACGAACAGUGCCAGAUUCUGUUUGGCACCAAUGCAACGUUUUGCACCAACAUGGAGGGUCGGGGGUUGGAGGCCUGCCUUUGGGUCUGGGUUCAUGGAGUUUGCAUAUUCUCAACAUGCUUGCACCUGAUGUGUGCAGGCCUGUGGUGUUUGGUAGAAGGAGACACGUCUUGUAAGACCAAACUGGAUCCACCUUUGGACGGAACAGAGUGUGGCGCUGAUAAGUGGUGCAGGGCUGGUGAGUGUGUCAGUAAGACCCCGAUCCCUCAGCAUGUGGAUGGAGACUGGAGUUCAUGGAGUCAGUGGAGCAUGUGCAGCCGGACCUGUGGUACUGGUGCACGAUUCAGGCAGAGGAAGUGUGAUAAUCCUCCACCUGGGCCUGGAGGGAAACAGUGUCUGGGGGGCAGUGUGGAGCACAAAGUGUGUGAGGGUCCCCCAUGUGCCAAGGGAUCACCUACAUUCAGGGACCAGCAAUGCCAGUCUCAGGAGCGCCAGACAGGCAAGAAGAAGAGCCAAAUGUGGACGGCUGUUAUAAAUGAUGAGAGGCCGUGUGCUCUGUACUGUACGCCAGUGGGCAGGGAUGCGCCAGUGCUGAUAGCCGAGCGUGUGUUAGAUGGGACGCCAUGUGGACCCUACGAGAGCGACUUGUGUGUGCACGGCAGGUGUCAGAAAAUCAGCUGUGACGGCAUUAUCGGCUCCUCUGCCAAAGAGGACCGCUGUGGGAUGUGUAACGGAGAUGGCAAGUCCUGCAAAAUUGUCAAAGGAGACUUCAAUCACAGCAGUGGCAUGGUCACCGCUAGCCAUUGUAAGAAGGUCUCUACAUGUGUGAUGUCAAAAUCCAGGGCUCUUCCCAAGUGUUUCUCAUGUUAUAUCGAGGCGGCUGUCAUCCCUGUAGGAGCGCGGCGAAUUAAAGUUGUGGAAGACCGGCCAUCGCACAGCUUCCUGGCGUUGAAAGACUCGAGCAAGAGAUCCAUAAACAGCGACUGGAAAAUCGAGUUGCCGGGGGAGUUCGAGCUCGCCGGCACCACUGUUCGCUAUGUUCGCAGAGGAUUAUGGGAAAAGAUGUCUGCCAAGGGGCCCACUAAGACUCCUCUCCACCUCAUGGUUCUUAUGUUCCACGAUCAGACAUACGGAAUCCACUAUGAAUACACAGUGUCUUUGAACCAGUCUCAGGAGAGCACCACAGAGACACCCAGAGAACCUGAGCACCUGUAUCUGUGGACUCACAGCGGAUGGGAAAACUGCAGUGUGCACUGCGGAGGAGGAGAAAGAAAGACUGUGGUUUCCUGCAUAAGGAUGGUUAAUAAGACAAUGACGCUGGUAAAUGAGAGUUUCUGUCACCCAGAAAACCGGCCUGCACCUCAAGUCCGUCAUUGCAACACACAUCCUUGCCAGUAUAGAUGGGUGGCAGGUGACUGGGGUGAGUGUUCAGUGACAUGUGGAAAAGGUGCACAACAGCGUGAGGUUGGCUGUGUGUAUCAGCUUCAGAAUGGCUUGAUCGUCAGCACACGAGAACUGUACUGCCUUAGUGCGAAGCCGGAGAGCAUUCAACACUGCGAGGGACGCCACUGUCUCACUGCGUGGGAUGCCACCGAGUGGAGCCAGUGUUCAUCUAGUUGUGGGCGGGGCAUCAGGAAAAGGACAGUGACAUGCACAAAUCCUCAGGGGCUCUGUGACCCUGCCUCCCGUCCCAACCACCAGGAGCCAUGCGAGGAUUACUCAAAAUGCUACGAGUGGAAGACAGGAGACUGGUCCAAGUGCUCAUCAUCCUGUGGGAAAGGGCUUCAGUCCCGCGUGGUCCAGUGCAUGCACAGAGUGACUGGUCGUCAUGGCAGCGACUGUCCCACAGUCCUAAAGCCGCCAGCAUACAGGCAGUGUCAUCAGGGGCCAUGCAAUGAAAAGAUUAAUGUCAACACCAUAACUUCACCAAGACUAGCGGCCCUGACGUAUAAGUGUAUGGGAGAUCAGUGGACGGUGUACUGUCGGGUGAUCCGGGAAAAGAACCUGUGCCAGGACAUGCGCUGGUACCAACGCUGCUGCCAAACUUGCAGAGACUUUUAUGCCAGCACAAUGGCUCGCGAAAGUUAAUGAGACUGGCACUUCUUUUUACAUAGCAGCUUAAUUUUUAUGUCCUCUUUUUGUACUGUCAUAAAUGACACUGUGUAUAUUGUUAUUAAGGAUUAUUGGAUUUUAAAGCAGUAACCGGUAAAUUGAUGCACAUGUCAGAAUUUUCGAAUGGGAAGCUUUUGACUUGAAAAUAGUGCAAAAGGUCUAUGACUUUUUUGUUUUUUUCAUUGUUUUGCUCUAAACCAAAGUUGAAAACAUGAGAGGCCAUUGGAGAUGACUUCUUCAGCAUAGCAGCUUGGCUGUUGUACAGUAAGCUGACCACUUAGGAAAUGAUUGGGCUUACUUUGCUUUGUAAAAGCCACUGGUUGGCCAGUAAUUGCAGUACUGAGCAAUGAGACAUUAUUGUUCAAAUAUUCAUCCUCUAAUCUCUUAUUUCUUCCACAUUUCUUUGAGAGAUCCAUUAAUGUCCAUUAAGUGCCUUAACAAGAUUGUGUGAUCCGUAAUGCCCUGGUUUAUGGCAUCAGUUGCACCCUAUAAGCUGUGGGCAAGCCAUUGUUGUCUUAAGAAAAAACACCUAUAACUGCUAAAUAGGGCAAAGUAAAGACUUUUGAGAAAGGACUUUACAUUUGGAACAAAAACUAAAUAUACACAGAUGAGCCAUACCAUUAACACAACAUAAAAAAAAAAACAGUUUUAAUACUAACCAAUUAGUAAAACCAUCAAAAUGCACCCAGCAGUCACUCAUGCAAGUGGGAAUUAAAGGCCAGCCCAAUCGGUCUGAUCCCACAGAAAGGCUAAUGCAGCACAACACGCUGAAAUCCUGGCCACAAUAGAAAGGCACCAGACCACCCAGUGGUCUUCAACCCAACCUCCAGUCUCCUCAGAUCAAGUCCAAGCUAUGGAGGGUCCACCCCUUAACCCAUAGCACCCAAAGGAUCCAUUGCUAACAUCCUGGUGCUAGAUAACACAGGUCACUUUAGAAGGCCUGUGACUUGUCGUGUUUGAUGUGCCAGAGCUGCCAAGGCAACACCAGAGGAACCUACACAGUAUGGGCCAUAAUGAUUUGUGUUGCAUGUGUUAUGGCUGAUCGGUGUAUGCCCAAGAGCAGCUUGGCCUUAUCUGUGCACAUACAUUGGAAAAGAUUCUAAGCAAACUUGCUGGUGCUAUACACAUACAAAGGUGGCAACAUUUACAGAUUUGACCCAUUGAUGUGGUAAAGUGUAGCUGAAAACUUUACUUUUCUGCAGUUAAAGAAAUGAUUAUACCAAAUAUAAAUAAAAUUCAGCAGAUGAAUUCAGUUCAACCACCUAAAGGGGAAAUGACUGAAGUAGAAUGACAUUCUCUUGCUUACUGUUAUGGUAGCUUUAUUUUAUUUUUUUUGCACAUUUUAUCUAGGUGAUGUUUGACCCAUGGUUUCACAAGCAUCUGUAAUGUUAACCAUUAGAAACCAGCUGGGUGGUGCUAAAAUCCCUUUGGUGUAAAACCAAAUGGGGAGCUUCAUAUUAAGUAGAAAUUGCUACUUGAAAGUAGCCAUCACACCAGACCUUUACCUCACCCUUUGCCACACAUUUGAAAAAACAACAACAAAAAUAGCCAUCUCACUAUCGCAUGUGUUUCUUUUUGCUUACUAGGAGUUCCUUGUUAGAAAAGCAGGCACCUUCGUACAUAAAUACACUACAGACUACCAAAACCUUGUUUGCUAAUUCCUCUUCCAAAGUCAAACUGGGUGUGUUAAAGUAGAGAAAACACUGAAAUUUGUAGAAUGAGGUGUUCUCAAGGACCAGGUUGGAAGCCUGGGGUAUAUCCUCACUAUUAACAGUUAAAACUUCUUGUAAGCUGCAAGGAGGCAACAGUGGCAGUGAACUUUUUUUUUCAUUAACAAAGUCUAUUGAGAUAUUGCCACUUAUUUCACAUCUGAAAAAAUACUAUAGUUUAUAAUAUGAAUUAUUAUAGUAUUUACUAUAGUGUUUUUUUACUCUAUUUUAAUAUAGCAAUUACUACAGUAAGGUUCAAAAGCACUAUGGUAUUUACUCUAGUAUAUAGUUGUAUUUACAACAGUAACUACCACAUGCCAUAGUAAACUGUAGUAUUUACUAUAGUAAUUACUAGACACCCAUAGUAAACCUUGGAAUUUUCUAGUGUAAUUACUACACACCGUGGUAAACUGUAGUAUUUAUAUAGUGAUUACUACAUGCUGUAGUAAACUGUAUUAUUUUCAGCUGUAAUUACUACACACUCUAGUAAACUGUAGUAUUCAGUACAGUAAUUACUACAUGCUGUAGUAAAAUGUUAUUUCCGGCGGUAAUUACUAAAAACUGUAUAAACUAUAGUAUUUACUAUAUUAAUUACUACAAGCUGAAGUAAACUGUAGGUUUUACUGGAGUAAUUACUACACGCUGUAGUAAACUGGAGAUUUUUACUACUGUAAAUGGUACAUGCU
Molecule: messenger RNA, 5913 nt
Organism: Clarias gariepinus (North African catfish)
Lineage: Eukaryota; Metazoa; Chordata; Actinopteri; Siluriformes; Clariidae
Gene: adamts17
Product: ADAM metallopeptidase with thrombospondin type 1 motif, 17
Exons: 25
Coding region: 30-3494 (1154 amino acids)
Biological process (GO): proteolysis; extracellular matrix organization
Cellular component (GO): extracellular matrix
Molecular function (GO): metalloendopeptidase activity
Source: RefSeq, a predicted model, not a curated record